Messenger RNA from Perca fluviatilis (European perch), 567 nucleotides. It is a transcript of the gene cfap144, whose product is annotated as family with sequence similarity 183 member A. The transcript is spliced from 4 exons. The coding region runs from base 112 to 546 and encodes 144 amino acids. Lineage: Eukaryota; Metazoa; Chordata; Actinopteri; Perciformes; Percidae. Gene Ontology annotation, cellular component: ciliary base. The record is from RefSeq and is a predicted model, not a curated record.
AAUCAGAUAUAAACUCCUUCGCGUCUUCGAAAGCGUCUCUGUUUUGCCAGCUCUCGGCUUCAGUGCUGAUUUGUUUAAGUUGUUAAAAAAAUAAAAACAGAUAAAAAGAACAUGGCAGGAAAGGAGAAACUGGAUUUGGUCCAUCAAAACGCAAUUCAUGUUGAAACGAUCCUGAAAGAGCAAAGACAACAGAAACUCCACACGGAGUUCAGCAUCAACCCACACCGGAAAUUACAUGUCCUGCCAGACAAACCCAUGUCUAGGAAACCAAAAGAAGAUGUUGCAGGGAGCUCGGACUUCAUCAAGGCCUUCCACAGGGCCCGCCAGGAACCCACCAAGAAAUAUGCAUUUCCACAGACUGAGAGUCAGGAAAUAGGAUGGGUGUCAACUCCACUGGUGAGGAAAACUAUUCAUGAGAAUAGCCAAAGAGCAGGAAAUCAGGGGGGCACUAUCCCAUCAAACCGCAGUGACAAGAGAUUCAAUUUCUUCCGAUUCAGCUCGGACGUCACAAAACACCAAGAAUCUGCCCUGCGUUUAUCACAUUAGACCAAAAUAAAUAAUGAUAAU